AUCUCCAAUUACUCAUCCCUAGACGUAGCGUUGCAAAAAAAUAACAAUAGCGUUUGAAUAGUAAACAAUUUAGGGUCGAAAUAUGAUACACAGUCUGUUUAUUGUGAACAGCGGCGGCGAGGUCUUCCUGGAAAAGCACUGGCGUUCGGUGGUCUCGCGAUCCGUAUGCGAGUACUUCCUCGACGCCCAGCGAGCCGCUCCAUAUGAUGUGCCGCCGGUGAUAGCCACGCCCCACUACUACCUCAUCACGGUGCAAAGGGACACGGUGUCCUUGGUGGCCGCCUGCAAGCAGGAGGUGCCGCCGCUCUUCGUCAUCGAGUUCCUCCAUCGCGUGGUGGACACUUUCCAGGACUAUUUUGGCGAUUGCUCCGAGUCGGUGAUCAAGGACAACUAUGUGGUCGUCUACGAGCUGCUGGACGAGAUGCUGGAUAACGGCUUCCCGCUGGCCACCGAGAGCAACAUCCUCAAGGAACUGAUCAAGCCGCCGAACAUCCUGCGCACCAUUGCCAACACGGUGACGGGCAAGAGCAAUGUGAGCACCACCCUGCCCUCGGGUCAGUUGUCGGCGAUUCCCUGGCGCAGAAGUGGCGUACGCUACACCAACAACGAGGCGUACUUCGAUGUCAUCGAGGAGGUGGACGCCAUCAUCGACAAAUCGGGAUCCACAGUCUUUGCGGAGAUUCAAGGAUAUAUUGAUUGCUGCAUCAAAUUAUCUGGCAUGCCAGACCUUACGUUGUCCUUCAUGAAUCCACGUCUCUUCGACGACGUGUCCUUCCAUCCUUGCGUGCGAUUCAAGCGCUGGGAGGCGGAGCGACUGCUCUCCUUCAUCCCGCCCGAUGGCAACUUCCGCCUGAUGUCGUACCACAUUAGCUCCCAGUCUGUGGUGGCCAUACCCAUUUACAUCCGGCACAACUUCUCAAUUAAAACGGGGGAGCAGGGUCGUCUGGAUCUGACAAUUGGACCAAGGAAUACCCUGGGACGCACCGUGGACAAAGUGAAGCUGGAGCUGACCAUGCCGCGAUGCGUGCUCAAUUGCCUAUUGACGCCGAAUCAGGGAAAGUACACCUUCGAUUCGGUAACCAAGACACUGUCCUGGGAUGUGGGGCGCAUUGAUGUGUCCAAACUGCCAAAUAUAAGAGGAUCGGUUUCCAUUACGCCCGGGACGACCAACAUCGAUGCCAAUCCGUCCGUGAAUGUCCAGUUCCAGAUCUCGCAGCUGGCCGUCUCCGGCCUGAAGGUGAACCGCCUGGACAUGUACGGCGAGAAGUACAAGCCCUUCAAGGGCGUCAAAUACCUGACCAAGGCGGGCAAGUUCCAGGUGCGGAUGUAGACGAAAUCAGCAUCCCGUUCCCGAUCCCAAUCCCGAUUCCAGCUUUACUUAAGUGCUAACGUUAAGUGUAUUCCACUGUUUUAUGUCACUCGGUGUUUUUGCCCCCGUCUCUCCCUCUCUAUCUCAUCAUUGUAUCUAUAUCUACCCAUUAAAGUUAAACUCCAAUUGUA
Molecule: messenger RNA, 1500 nt
Organism: Drosophila elegans
Lineage: Eukaryota; Metazoa; Arthropoda; Insecta; Diptera; Drosophilidae
Gene: carmine
Product: AP-3 complex subunit mu-2
Exons: 6
Coding region: 83-1330 (415 amino acids)
Biological process (GO): intracellular protein transport; endocytosis
Cellular component (GO): clathrin adaptor complex; cytoplasmic vesicle
Source: RefSeq, a predicted model, not a curated record